AUGUCUGAGCCAAAAAUCUAUAAAACAAUAUAUAGUGGUAUUCCAGUCUAUGAAUAUGUUAUAAAUGGCGUUGCAGUGAUGCGACGCUAUUCAGAUUCAUAUAUUAACGCAACACAGAUUCUUAAAGUAGCAGAUUUUGAUAAGCCUCAACGUACACGGAUAUUAGAACGAGAAGUGCAAAAAGGAGAGCACGAGAAGGUUCAGGGAGGAUACGGGAAGUAUCAAGGGACUUGGAUUCCUCUUUCUCGUGCGUUGGAGCUUGCUCAGCAGUAUAAAGUUGAGCAUUUGUUAAAACCCAUUUUAGAAUACCAACUUAAUGAAAAGAGCCCGCCGUCGUUGUCUAAACAGAGUAUUUCAGUGCCUAAAGGGAUACCACAGUUAACACCUACAUCAAAACAUUCACGUAUAGUAAAACACACUAUUCCUGGAGAAGAAGACUUUGGCUGUGUUUCAAUGGAUGAUUCUGUAUCAGUUGAGACACAUAGUACACAAAGUCAUUUAGAAUCUGAAGCAUCACCUAUGAAUUCCGAACUGGAUGCAGCUAUAGGAAGCAGAAAGAGAAAAUAUACCCAGCUUCUUCAGAAUUUUCCAGACGACAAACGGCUUAAUAAAUAUAGUGAAGCUUUACUUGAUUUUUUUAUGUCAUCAAACCACCAAAGUUUACCGGAUUUUCUUAUUCAUUGUCCAAGCGAUUUUAAUGCUAAUGCGAUUAUUGACGAAGAGGGGCAUACUGCGUUGCAUUGGGCAUGUGCAAUGGGUCAUUUACGUGUUGUCGAAGCACUUCUUGAUGCAAGUGCUGACAUAUCUGCUGUUAACUUACAAGGGCAAACAGUGCUUAUGAGAUCUGUUUUAUUUACUAAUAAUUAUGAUCUAAAAUCAUUUCCGCAACUAGUGCAAAUUCUGCAUCCUACAAUACAUUUAUCCGAUAAGUUUUUGCAAACCGUUUUUCAUCAUAUUGCUUCAACAACAACAUCGCGCUCAAAAUUGUCAGCUGCCAAAUAUUAUGCCGAAACAAUAUUGAAUCAUUUAUCUGAAACUCAACCCGCAAACGAAAUAGCACAGUUAUUAGAUGCAAGAGAUUCUGAAGGGGAUACAGCUUUAACUAUAUUUUCUAGGAAUGGGGCUAGGAAAUGUGUUCGUGUUUUAACCAAUUUUCAUGCUAAUUUACAUAUUCCUAAUAACCAAGGACGAACUGCUGAAGAAUAUAUUAUUGAAUAUGAACGCCAGCGCCAGAAUUUGCCUCAUCGACAAAAUUCUUUAUAUAUGAACGGACAAUCUAUAGAUCAUUAUAACAAACAUUAUAACAAAUCAAUGUUUUCGAUACCCAGCUCUUCCCGUUAUGUUACUAAACAACCUGACCCAUAUUCGUCUGAAACAGCGAUUAAAAUUACUCAAAAAACUAUUCCAGAAAUUCAAGAAAAAUUAAAGCUUUUAGCAAAUACAUAUGAUACUGAAUUGAAAGAUAAAGAAUCUUAUCAUUCUCAAGCUCUUGAAUUACUUGCUAAUAUGAAUCGUGAAAUUGAAGUUUCUAGAAAAGCUCUUAAAGAAAUAAUUGGCAGUGGCCCAGAUGCAGCUGAAAUACAAAAACAAGCAAUAAUAAAUGCAAAUGCAGAGAUGGAAGUUGUAUCUAAAAAAUUAAAAAUAGCAGUUGAAAGAAAUCAAUUAAGAGAAUUGACUAGAUUAGUCAAAGAAGAGUCAUUAAUUCAGCAACAUUCACCUACAUUAUUUAAAGAAGAUAAAAAAGAAAAAGAAAAAUUAAUUUAUGAACUUCAGGAAUUACAAAAGGAACGCCAAAAACUUAUUGAUACUAUUGUAGAACUUUUUGCUACAGCAGGAGUUGGAGAAAGAAUGAAUGAAUAUCGAAGACUUAUUGCUAUGAGCUGUGGAUUGAAUGUUGAUGAUGUUGAUAAUGUUUUGGAUGCUAUUACGGAAGUAUUGACAGGUAAUCCAGAUGAUAUGGCUGAAGAACAAGCAGAGUCUGUUGUUCUUGUUUAA
This is a messenger RNA of Pneumocystis jirovecii RU7, 1995 nucleotides long. RefSeq lists its product as uncharacterized. The transcript is spliced from 3 exons. The coding region runs from base 1 to 1995 and encodes 664 amino acids. Gene Ontology annotation, cellular component: MBF transcription complex; SBF transcription complex. The record is from RefSeq and is a predicted model, not a curated record. Lineage: Eukaryota; Fungi; Ascomycota; Pneumocystomycetes; Pneumocystales; Pneumocystaceae. Gene Ontology annotation, molecular function: transcription regulator activity; DNA binding; protein binding.